Molecule: messenger RNA, 1953 nt
Organism: Cyphellophora attinorum
Lineage: Eukaryota; Fungi; Ascomycota; Eurotiomycetes; Chaetothyriales; Cyphellophoraceae
Exons: 1
Coding region: 1-1953 (650 amino acids)
Molecular function (GO): protein binding
Source: RefSeq, a predicted model, not a curated record
AUGACCGACUCAAAAUUUGUCAAUCCGCAUCGCAGGCCCCUGUACGUUUUCGAUCUCCCGCCAGAAUUAUUGCAAAGCUUGGCCGUGAAGAUUGUUGGUGGUAGCGAGCGAGAGGCACUUGACAAGGAACCUGGUCAAAUUGAUCGACCUGACGUUUCAACCGCUUCUGUCGGACAAGAUGGUGUAGCUCAGUCCACAUCCUGUUCUCUAUGCCAGCUGUCAUUUCCAAACGUCCAAGACCAACGACAACAUGUCAAGUCCGACCACCAUCGGUACAAUUUGAAAUUGAACCUCAAGGAUCUGCCUACCGUCGAUGAAGGCACCUUCCUCAAGACUGUCGGAGAUCUAGAUGAGUCAAUAUCAGGAUCGGAUUCCGAAAGCAGCGAUGAUGAAGGUGGCGUCAAUGUCAACGAGCCGACGCUGAGCUCGCUCCUCAAAAAGCAGGCUGAAAUAUCGUCCGAUGGUCAGAUCUCAGGUAUGAACGUUGGCGGCAAAGCUGUUUCUGGCAAUGCACCUAUGUACUGGUUUACAAGUCCCAAAAUCGAAGGCGACAGUCUCCUCGGUGUCUACAAAGCACUCUUUUCCAACGAGGAGCAAGAUGCUGCACCGAAGUCCCUACUCGACGCCUUGAGCAGAAGGCAAGUUCAGCCUAUUCACGGUAAGCACAGUGGAAACACUAGCGCCAGUGGCGCUCUCGUAACGAACAAGGUCGAUCCCCACUAUUUCCUGUGUAUGAUUGGAGGAGGCCACUUCGCUGCUAUGAUCGUGUCAUUGAUCCCUGAAGUGCGCAAAGGACCAGGCGGUGUGGAGGAGCGUCACCCUAUCGUUCACGCACACAAGACGUUCCAUCGGUAUACCACUCGACGGAAACAGGGUGGGUCGCAGUCGGCCAACGACAAUGCAAAGGGCAACGCACAUUCCGUGGGCUCGUCGAUACGUCGGGCAAACGAAGCUGCGCUAGAGGUUGACAUCCGCCAAGUCCUGUCAGAAUGGCGAGAGCAGAUUGACUCUGCUGAGCUGAUAUUCGUCCGCGCAACGGGCAGUCAAAAUCGGCGGAUAUUGUUUGGGCCAUACGACGGACAAGUCCUGACUAGUCGCGACAAGAGGCUUCGAGGGUUUCCUUUCAGCACUCGUCGCGCGACACAGGCCGAACUCCUGAGAUCGUUCCAAGAGUUGACCCGUCUCAAGGUGAGCACGGUGGUGGAGGUGAUCCCUGAGCCUGCUAAGGUCAAAGCUCCUCCUCCUAAGGCUGUCAAGCCAGUGGUUGAGCGGCCGAAGAUCAGCAAGGAAGAUGAAGCCGCUCAGCUUCAUACAAGCCAGCUAGAAAACUUAGUUCGGCGGUCGAAAGCACCAGCCGUACUGCUCUAUCUCAGUAAAAACGAGGUCUCACCCAACUUCAGGUUCUACCCGCCUGCUCAACAUCAUCAUGCGCCCACACCACUGCAUCUGGCCGCCUCGACAGGCUCAGCAGCUGUCGUCACAGCCCUCCUGCUCAAAGCCAAGGCUGAUCCUGCCAUGCAGAACGACGACGGCAAACCACCAUACGACCUAGCCGGGGACCAUCGAACACGAGAUGCUUUCCGAGUCGCCCGCCAUGAUCUCGGCGAAGAUGCCCAUGAUUGGACCGCCGCUCAUGUUCCAGCAGGCAUGACUCAGGCCGAAGCAGCUGAACGAGCCGAGGCCGAGAAAACCAGUGGCGCCUCUGCAGAGGCCGAGCGCCGCAAAGCAGAUCUAGAGCGCAUCAAGCAAGAGGAAGAGCAGCGUGCUGCGUCCAAGAUGGAGCGAAAGGGCGGUGCCGGCAAAAGUCUCGGUUCUGCCGCUGAAAAGUCCGGGUCAGAGAAGCGAGAGGAAGAGACGAGGGGUCUGACGCCGGAGAUGCGGAUGCGGAUUGAGCGAGAGCGGAGGGCGCGUGCUGCUGAGGAAAGGAUGCGGAAGAUGCAGUCCGGGAAUUGA